AGCCGACAAUGCUCUUUACUGUGACAGCUCACACUCUUUAAUUUCUUCUCCUUCAAAUACAGCACACUCUCCCAUCUUACACAACCGCCCUUGUUUUUAACCAAUAUUUUAGUGCACUAUUCGUAGACCGCCUUCCUUCCCUCUUUCCUCUUCAAAUCUCAGCUACUCCUUUUAUACUUUCUUAACUGGCUAACCAACAUUCAAAGCUCGUAUUUUAAACUACUACUGUUCUCCUUCUGCUAGUGUAACAAGAAGAAAUCUUUCUUUCUUUGAGUGUGUUAGUUUAAGUUGUUAGUGUCAAAUCUUGGAGGGUGUUUUCUUGAUAUUGUCCACCUGCUGACAGAAUGAAUAAACAAGAAAUGCUGAAGACUCAGACCUGUGUCCUGAAAGUAAAUAUACACUGUGAUGGUUGCAAACACAAGGUGAAAAAGAAAUUGCAAAAAAUUGAAGGUGUUUACACAGUGAAGAUAGAUUCAGACCAAAGCAAAGUGACAGUGACAGGAAAUGUUGAUCCAGCAACACUGAUAAAGAAGCUAGUGAAGUCAGGGAAACAUGCAGAGCUAUGGGGUGGUGGACAAAAGGGAGGUUCUAAUGUCAAUAUGAUGAACAAUCAGUUCAUGAACAUGCAAAUGGACAACUUCAAAGGUGGAAAAGACAACAAAUCUAAAAAGGGUGGUGGUGGAAAUAAGGAACAACCAAAGGGUAAUGCCCAACAGUUCCUUCAGAUGAUGCAAAACCAUAAAGGGUCAAAGGAUAAUUUCAAGAUGCCUAAUGUUCCUAAAUCUAAGGACCAAAAAUCUGUUAAGUUUAAUUUGCCUGAGGAUGAUUUUGAUGAUGAGUUUGAUUCUGAAUUUGGUUCUGAUGAGGAUGAGUUUGAUUACGAAUCUGAUGAUGAGUUUGGUGGUGGCCCACCUAACAAAAUGAUGCCUGCUAUGGGGGGUGGGGGUGGUCAUGGACCCCACCAUGGGCUUAAUGCAAUGAUGAUGAAUCCAAAUUUAAAGGGUGGGGCUAUGGGUAAUAAUGGUGGAAAUGGCAAGAAAGGUGGUGGUGGGGUUGAAAUUCCUGUACAAAUGAAGGGUAUGGGUGGAAAUCAUCAUGAUGGUAAGAACAACAAUGGAGGAAAACAGGGAAAAGGAGGGAAUCAAAAUCAAAGUGGUGGUAAAAAUGGAGGUGGUGGUGGUGGUCCACCUGAUGGUAAAAAUGGUAAAGGUAACAAUAAUGGAAGUUUUGGAGGUAAAAAUGGUGGCAAGAUGGAUGGAGGCCUAAUGAUGAAUAGUAUGCAACAAGGGCCUCAUGGGAUGAUGAGUAUGGGCCAAAAAGGUGGAGGCCCAAUGAGCAUGGGCCCAAUGGGUCAAAUGGGUAACCCUCAAAUGGGCCAAAUGCAGGCAGCUCAAGGACUACCUGCGGGCGGUGCCGGAUACCCGGGUAUGGGUAUGGGGAUGGGGCAGGGUGGCAACCCUUAUAGCCAACAACAGCAACAGUACAUGCAACAACAAAUGAUGAUGAACCAGCAGCGGCCCGCUGGAUAUGAUAUGUACGGUGCCCAUCCGAUGAUGUAUGCCCGACCGCAUCCCGCCGUGAGUUACGGCCCACCACCGCCUAUGGGAGCUCCGGUGCAUGAUAAUCUUACUCAUAUGUUUAGUGAUGAGAAUACAGGCAGUUGUAGUAUUAUGUAAAUAUUGUUAAAAAGGUUGUGCGAACUUUGUUUUGGUCCUACUUCAUGAAAUGAUGGUGUAUGCUUGUCUUUAGAAUGCAAUUGUAAGAAUAUGUUGCUCC
This is a messenger RNA of Lycium barbarum (goji berry), 1776 nucleotides long. RefSeq names its product heavy metal-associated isoprenylated plant protein 34-like. The transcript is spliced from 3 exons. The record is from RefSeq and is a predicted model, not a curated record. Bases 345 to 1676 code for a protein of 443 amino acids. Gene Ontology annotation, molecular function: metal ion binding. NCBI's taxonomy places the organism in Eukaryota, Viridiplantae, Streptophyta, Magnoliopsida, Solanales, Solanaceae.